CACGCCUAUCAACAUGUCUUUUAUGCUCGAUCCACGUGGGGACUUGCCUCCUCCCACUAUCCAGCCGAGCUCGUACUAUUACACACACCAUCACAAACGAGCCAAGUCUUAUGGUCUGCCAACUAAGAAACCCAAAAAGAAGCAAUGUUAUGACUGGAUCUUCUCGACAGCCUCCAAUGUCCACAUAGCCAUCGACCGUGCCACCUUCAAGACAUACGUCUCCUUCAAGUCAUACGUCCUCACAGUUUCUGACCAACGCCAAGUGCCAGUUCGCGGCAUUGGGACAGUCGAACUCAAGCUUCGUCGAGAACCGGGCAGCCGAGAAAACCACACCAUUGUCCUGGAAAAUGUCUUGCAUGUCCCCGAUUGGCUUUGCAAUGUGAUUUCGGACGUCUACUUUGUGCCUGCCGCCCUCUAUGAGCACACAUGGACUGAGUUUGGUGUCAACCUAUUCUGCCGAGACCAGGAGAUAUUCAAGCCGUGGGGCUAUACUGAGAACUUCUGUGGCCUGGAUCGACUGGUGCUGUCAAAGAAUCAUCAAGGACGUAGCCCCAUGCUUGAAGAUCCGGAGCGAGAAGUGUUUUCCGUGAGCUUGACCUGGCCGCAGGGUCAGAAGGACAAGUGGAACAGCUUUUUUGCCGAAGAGAUGAAACAAGAGGCUACGCGCAUCGAAAAGACCUCAAAGACGAAACACGCCCAUGACGAGACGAAAGGUCUCACACGAGAGGUGAAGAGCAACUUGAUAGAGAAAACCAAAUAGAAGCUGGUCCCGGACACCAAGAAAAAGCCGGAAAAUCACAAUCGAAGCGAGCCUGGUGAGACCAAUGGCGAACCGGAGAUACUUCCGAGGGGUUCUAGUCUCAUGUUUGACAAUGUCAAGGUCUGAGACCAAGGCAUGUGGUUCUUUACGUCUGAGCAUCAAAUACAGGUCACAGACGAGACGGGUGGAACGAGGUUCAUCGG
Molecule: messenger RNA, 963 nt
Organism: Cladophialophora immunda
Lineage: Eukaryota; Fungi; Ascomycota; Eurotiomycetes; Chaetothyriales; Herpotrichiellaceae
Exons: 1
Coding region: 14-760 (248 amino acids)
Source: RefSeq, a predicted model, not a curated record